GAAUGCCAAAAGAAGGGAGAAGCUGUAAAGAAGAAAUUUCACUUGCUAGAGAAAGAUAUUGAGGAGAUGUCGGAAAAGCUUGAAAACAAGAAGAAACAAUUUGAUUAUAUUCAAGGACAACUGAGUUCGGAUUCUUCAAAUGUUGAGGUAAAAAAGAAAGAAUAUGAAGGGCUGCAAAGAGGCAUUGAGGGACAGAUAAAGGAGCUUAAAGAGUGGUUUGCUGCUCGAAUGAAAGACAUUGAGUUGAAGGAGAGGCAAAUUGAAGAACGAAUGAAGAAACUCGAUUCAAAAGAGAAGCAAUUUGAAGGCCAAUUGGAGGAAGUUGAAUCAAUCAGGAAGAAGUAUGAAAGCAAAUUGAACGAGAUCCUAUUCAAAGAGAAGCAAGUUGAAGCUCAAUUGAAGGAGCUUGAGGUUAAAAUGAUGCAGCAUGAAGCAUCUGUAAAAUCAUUCAGAGAGCAAAAACAAGAAGUUGCAAAUUACACAGAUAAUCAAUCUUCUACUGAUGAAGGGAGUUUUCGACUUUUCUCAAGCGAGCCAAAUGAUACUGACAUUUUAGAUGUUCUCCGGUCAUCAUCAGAUCCAGCAAAAGUCAUUUUGGAUAUUAUGAAGGAUCCUAUGGAUUCACAUGACAAGAAGGGAGAUCAAGCUAUGGCUAUAGAUGAUAGCCACAUCUUCCUUCUUGAGCAGCUGAUGAAAAUCUCACCAGAUAUUGAAUCUCAUGUUAGAGAGGAGUCAAUGGAGCUUGCUCUAAAUAUGAAAGCUAAUAUGAGAUUAAGUACUGACAAUUCAUUGGUGGUUCUGAGUUUCCUAAUGAUCUUGUCAAUUUAUAAACUAGUUUCCUCCUUUGAUGAAGAUGAAGUUUUAAAGCUUUUUGAAAUUGUUGCUCACCACAAGCCAUCUAUUGAGCUCUUCCGGAUGAUUGGUUUCGCAGAUAAAAUCUCUGAUUUUGUUGAGAAUCUUAUCAAGAAUGAGCAGUAUAUCGAAGCUGUCGGAUUUAUUUGUGCAUAUGACUUGGCAGAGAAGAAUCGAGCGGCUGAUCUCUUUCGAGAGCAUGUGAACAAGGCAAAAUUGACAUGUGAGAGCAGCUGCAAGGAACCUACGUCUAAGUCUAGUAAGAUCAGAGCCGCAAAACAAGAAAUCACAAGCCUCAAAACUGUUCUGCAGUGCAUUUCGGAGAACAACAAAAAAUGUGAAGAAUUGGUUAAAGAGAUUCAAGAUCGCAUUCUAGAGGUAGAAAAGCUUAAGAGAAUGAUUAUAAUGGCCUCUAUCAAAAAAAAUUUACAAUACCUUUUGUAAGCUCAGCUUUUUUUAUUUAGUAGCCGCAAUAAUUAGGUAUGCCAAUUGUUGUGGUUAGAUAGAGAAGUCAUUUUCUUUUUGCAUGAGCCCAUGAAUUCAUGGAGGAUUUGUACCUUUUGUAAAGUUUAAUAGACAAAAUUUUUAGAAAGGA
Molecule: messenger RNA, 1447 nt
Organism: Arachis duranensis
Lineage: Eukaryota; Viridiplantae; Streptophyta; Magnoliopsida; Fabales; Fabaceae
Product: FRIGIDA-like protein 3
Exons: 4
Coding region: 67-1296 (409 amino acids)
Source: RefSeq, a predicted model, not a curated record